UAUAAAGUAAUUUAAAGUGGAGAACUUGAAAUCGCUUGUUUGAAAGUUGCUUUGAAAAAGCGGGAAGGAGGCUACUGACGUUCAAGUGAGCUCUGCCGGUCAGUUACCUUCUGACUUCUGAGGCGGAGGUAACAUCUCGUUUCUUGAGGGAAAUAAACAAGGUCAAGGGGAUGCCGAGAGCGAGUUAAUUUCGUCUGGGUAGCUUGUCAUUUCGAUCACAACGUUAUUCCGUGGUUUCUGAGGUCGGCCCGGUGAUGCUGAACCUCUCCUGAGAGCUAUGAAGCCUCGGGAGGUCGACGUGUCCCCCAAGAAACCGGAAGCAUGUUGCAGUUCUGGAAGAAGGGCAGCUCGCCCAAGAAGAUCAAGAACGGCUGCCCCCAGACGGCGGACCUCGACUCGGACUUCUCGGUGAGGAGCGGCCCCCUCGCCAAGUUCAAAUCAGAGGAUUCCAUCGGAAAGCAACCAUGUGAGAAGCUGUCCAGACUGUCUCUGGGCCUCGAAGAUGCCAUUCACAACAAGACAGCCCUCUCUUACCUUUCGCAGUACAUGGAAGUGAGGGGAUACUCCAACCUAUUUAACCUCCUCGCCGAUCUGGAGAGGUUGCCGUUUCGGCUCCAGCCGUCGCCGCGGAGCGCCCACAGCCCGUCUGGCUUGUCGACCGACGAGGCAAACUCAGUCCUCUCAAUCAGGCACAUCUUCGACAAGUAUCUCAACGAAGAAUCUCAUUGCAAGGUCAAGAUGCCGGAUGAUAUUAAGUUGGCCGUCUUGUCUGCGCUCAGCUCCGAUCAGACCGAUGUACAGAUUAGCAAAUUAAAAAAUGCCGUUUUCUACUUGAUAAAAAAAGACAUUUGGAAUGAUUUUCUGAAAAGUGAUUGGCACUGUAAAUACCAAAUAGAGGUAAUGACUAGCCGUUCAAUGACACUUAGCGAUGUGCUUUACAAUGAUUCAUGCCUUGGUGCUUUCUUAGAUUUUUUAGACUCGGAAGGUCUCAGUCCUGUCAUAGAGUUUUGGCUCUCGGCCACAAGCUUUGAAAAGCAGUACAAAUGGGAGAACAGUCCGAACUCAGAUUCGAUUCAAAACGACGCCAUCGCGAUAUACGAGAAAUACUUGUCUCUACAAGCAAUGACCCCACUCGGAGUUUGUGACCAAGUCCGAUUUGCCGUAGAAGAAGGGAUCUGCAGGGAGACGCAGACUUCCCCGGAAUGUUUUUGGCCCGCGCAGGUUGCCGUGGAAGACUUUUUGAGCCAGAACUGCCUCAAGCAUUUUCUCUCGUCGCAGCAGUACCUCGCAUUGCUGAGCGAUGUGAUGGCUACAACAUGUUUGACCUCCUUGAUCACAAAAUCCAACCUGAGCCCUGCUUCGUCUAUCACCGAGGGCAGCCAAGAUUUUUCAAAAGCCUCUCAAGUCGACGUUGAAGGCCUUUGGAGGAGAAGAAAGCACAACUGUGGUUUGAGCUUUGGCAGAAUCGACCAACUUGGCAGAUACGAAACCGAUAUUGAGCCAGAGCCAGAGAGAAAAUCCGAGUCCAGGAUCACCCGAGUUGUCAAGCUCCUUUUGAAUAAAGACGAACAAAAAGCUCAAGAGGAAAUGGCUUGGAGGGUAGCAGAGAUGAUCGUUAAAGACAUUACGAGUAUUACGAUGGGCGCACCCCAUUCAGAAGACGCAUAGUGAUAGUGUUGUGAAUUGAGGAAAUUAUGUUUGUAUUUUUAUCCAAGGACUCGAUGUAAUAUUAAAAACGAUUUUUGUUAUUAAAGUAUUUUUGAAAGUCAUUUUUGUUGCGCAUUAAGGACCAGAAAUUGUAUAUAAAAUUAUAUUUUCCAAUAUACAUAUAUGCAGUUGUAAUUUAUUUGAAUGUUAUUGAAACUUCUGAGAUAUAAUGUUAAAUGAUAUAAAUGUGAUUGUAUAAUAAAUAUGUUUUAUUAUUAAAGAUUGGGUAAACAUAAA
This is a messenger RNA of Cimex lectularius (bed bug), 1944 nucleotides long. RefSeq names its product A-kinase anchor protein 10, mitochondrial (gene pkaap). Gene Ontology annotation, biological process: intracellular protein localization. The transcript has 8 exons. The coding region runs from base 322 to 1668 and encodes 448 amino acids. NCBI's taxonomy places the organism in Eukaryota, Metazoa, Arthropoda, Insecta, Hemiptera, Cimicidae. The record is from RefSeq and is a predicted model, not a curated record. Gene Ontology annotation, cellular component: plasma membrane. Gene Ontology annotation, molecular function: protein kinase A binding.